GCUGUUGCCUUCAAUCGUUCAGGAUGUCUAGGCUCAGUUUGUUGCUUGUUUUCGGUUUGGUUGGUGCCACUUUCGCUGGUGUGCUUCCUGAUCAGCACGCUGCUUGGAGUGGCCGUAUCGUAGGAGGCUCAGAUGCCAGUGAGGGUCAAUUCCCGUAUCAGGUGUCACUACGUUCUUCGGCUGGCAGUCAUUUCUGUGGUGGCUCAAUUAUCAACGCUAACUGGGUUAUGUCGGCGGCUCAUUGUACCGUCGGAAGAACUUUAGCAAAUACGAUAGUUGUGGCAGGCUCACUGCUUCUGAACGCAGGUGGAUCUACGCAUGCGUCGGAACGUAUCAUCAACCAUCCGCAAUACAGUUCUCUGAGUCUGGCUAACGAUAUCUCACUGGUUCGGGUAGCUACUCCGUUCGUUUUCUCCUCAGUGAUUGGGGCAAUCGAGCUGGAAACUAGUUUCGUCGAUACAGCGAGUAGUGCUCAAGCUUCUGGAUGGGGACAAACUUCGCACCCAGGAUCAAUCCCGAACCACCUGCAAUGGGUUAAUGUAGACAUUAUCUCACUGGCCGACUGUCGUAGCCGUCAUAGUGCAGUGAACGCCAACCGAGUUCAUGACAAUACGAUCUGCACACUGAGCCCGAGUGGAGUCGGAAUGUGCAUGGGUGACUCUGGAGGCCCGCUUUCACAUUCUGGACGUCAGCAGGGAAUCGUUUCGUGGGGUAUUGCCUGCGCACAAGGAAUUCCGGAUGUAUUUGCACGUGUUUCAUCCCACCGCGACUGGGUUUUGGAGAACGUGGAUUAAAUAUUCAUUUGAAAACAAUUUAAUAGACGUGCUUCACCAAGACAUAUGAAACAAGCAAUAAACAUUUAUAAGAUAGCAAAACCUGUAUUUGAAAAUAUGCAUUAAAUCCGUGAGGCAGUUAGGCUAUUAGAAUUGAAUCAAUACAUCUAGAAUCGCCAUCGA
Molecule: messenger RNA, 956 nt
Organism: Malaya genurostris
Lineage: Eukaryota; Metazoa; Arthropoda; Insecta; Diptera; Culicidae
Product: chymotrypsin-2-like
Exons: 2
Coding region: 24-794 (256 amino acids)
Biological process (GO): proteolysis
Molecular function (GO): serine-type endopeptidase activity
Source: RefSeq, a predicted model, not a curated record